Molecule: messenger RNA, 1525 nt
Organism: Coffea eugenioides
Lineage: Eukaryota; Viridiplantae; Streptophyta; Magnoliopsida; Gentianales; Rubiaceae
Product: tRNA (cytosine(38)-C(5))-methyltransferase 2
Exons: 10
Coding region: 1-1167 (388 amino acids)
Molecular function (GO): methyltransferase activity
Source: RefSeq, a predicted model, not a curated record
AUGGAGUUUGAGGGUUUAAGGGAAGAGAGAGAACAAAAGCCAUGGCGGGUUCUCGAAUUCUACAGUGGAAUUGGCGGCAUGAGAUAUUCAUUGAUGAAGGCAGGAGUAAACGCAGUAGUUGUGGAAGCAUUCGACAUAAACGACGUUGCAAAUGAUGUUUAUCAGCAUAAUUUUGGCCACCGGCCUUACCAGGGCAACAUUCAAUCUCUAAGUGCUGCUGAUCUUGAUAGUUAUGAGGCCGAGGUGUGGCUUCUAUCUCCGCCUUGUCAACCAUACACUCGACAAGGGCUUCAGAAGGGAUCCAGUGAUGCUCGGGCGUCCUCUUUUCUGAGGAUUUUGGAAUUGAUACCACAAACUUCACAGCCUCUGCUCAUGCUAUUUGUUGAGAAUGUUGUUGGAUUUGAGACAUCUGAUACCCAUAAGAGGAUGGUUAAAAUGUUAGAAGAAAACAAUUUCAUCCUACAAGAAUUUAUUUUGAGCCCAUUGCAGUUUGGCAUACCUUAUUCUCGGCCUCGAUAUUUCUGUUUGGCCAAAAGGAAACCUUUAGCCUUCAAAAAUCCACAAUUCAACAAUCAACUUCUUUGGAGUCCCGGUCCACUGUAUGAACAAGAUGAUCAAAAAAGCGGCAUGGUUGACCAGUCACAUGGAAUUUUUGAUGACUCAAUUAAAGCAUGUAGGCCUAUAGAGGAUUUUCUUGAGGACAAGGUGCCCAGAAACAAGGUUCAUUCAGAUUAUUGUACUUUGCUGGCUAAUAUUUCCGAUUUAUCUGAGCAAACUGAUAAAAGAAAUGGUUGUAGCCAUAGCUCCUUGAACACAUAUCUGGUCCCAUUAAGCUUAGUAGAGAGAUGGGGCAGUGCCAUGGAUAUCGUUUUUCCUGCAUCGAGACGCUGUUGUUGUUUUACGAAAAGCUACUACCGCUUUGUGAAGGGUACUGGUUCCUUGUUGGCAACCAAUCAGGAAAAAACCGAGGAUAAAAUUGUUCCACUGGAGGAACUUGGUCUUAGAUACUUUACCCCUAGGGAGGUUGCAAAUUUGCAUUCCUUUCCAGAGGAUUUCCAAUUUCCAGAGCACAUCAGCCUUCGACAAUGUUAUGCGUUGCUUGGGAAUAGUUUAAGUGUUGGAGUGGUUGCUCCACAAUUGCGCUACCUAUUUUCUCAUCCAACAUGACUGUUAAGUUACAAUCUGCACAUUGAAGCUUCCCUUGAUGAUGAUCGACUGAUUUUCUCACUUGGGAUUUAACAGUAACAUGCUAGCUGUGGAACAAUUCUUCCAGCUACAAGUUGUAUUUACUGAUUCAGAAGUUCAGUCAUUCAUUGCUGUCAGUAACAUGCUUGAUUUUGUUGAUUUAUAUUGUUGUAACAAGUGGAUAGUUCUUUUCUGCUGAUGCAAAAUUUGUAUUUUCUGAUUGCCAAGACCUCAUAUUGUAGUGCUCCGAGCAGAUUGUGGCAAUUUAAGAAGGCCAUCACUGUUUCAUUAGUUAUGUUAUUGUAAAAUUAGAAAUAGCAAAAUUUUGUUGAACCGUUUA